AUUUGCUCUCCAUCUGUGGACAUAUCAUGUGGUCCAAUAUUAGUGCUGCUCCCUUUUUGCUGACUGGCUUCCCAGGCCUGGAGGCAGUUCAUCACUGGAUCUCCAUCCCCUUCUUUGCAGUUUACAUCUCUGUGCUUCUUGGCAAUGGCAUUCUCCUCUACCUCAUCAAGAAUGACCACAAUCUCCAUGAACCCAUGUACUAUUUCCUUGCUAUGCUAGCAGGCACAGAUCUGAUGGUGACAUUGACCAACAUGCCAUCUGUAAUGGGUGUCUUAUGGUUGAAUCAGUGGGAGAUGAGCCACGGAGCCUGCUUACUGCAAGCUUAUUUCAUUCACUCUCUUUCCAUUGUGGAAUCAGGUAUCUUGCUUGCCAUGGCCUAUGACCGUUUCAUUGCCAUCUGCACCCCUUUAAGGUACAACUCUAUCCUUACCAACUAUUGGGUGAUGAAGGUAGGACUUGGAGUACUGAUGAGAGGCUUUUUAUCCCUUUUGCCCCCAAUUCUGCCACUGUAUUGGUUUCCAUAUUGCCGUUCCCACGUUCUUUCCCAUGCCUUUUGCAUCCACCAAGAUGUCAUGAAACUCGCCUGUGCUGAUAUUACAUUUAAUCGGAUAUACCCAGUUUUUCUGGUUGCACUGACUUUCUUCCUAGAUGCUCUGAUUAUCCUCUUCUCUUAUAUCUUAAUCCUUAAGACAGUUGUGGGCAUUGCCUCUGGAGAGCAGCGAGCUAGGGCCUUCAACACUUGUGUCUCCCACAUUAACUGUGUCUUAGUCUUUUACAUCACCGUGAUUAGCCUGACUUUCAUCCACAGGUUUGGGAAGCAUGCACCACAUGUGGUCCCUGUUACCAUGAGCUAUGUCUACUUUCUCUUUCCUCCAUUCAUGAACCCCAUUAUAUACAGCAUCAAGACCAAGCAGAUUCAGAAAAGCAUCAUUUGCCUGUUUUCUGUGCACACUAGGGCUUGA
Messenger RNA from Diceros bicornis minor, 962 nucleotides. RefSeq names its product olfactory receptor 51B2-like. The transcript has a single exon. Gene Ontology annotation, cellular component: membrane. Bases 27 to 962 code for a protein of 311 amino acids. The record is from RefSeq and is a predicted model, not a curated record. Lineage: Eukaryota; Metazoa; Chordata; Mammalia; Perissodactyla; Rhinocerotidae. Gene Ontology annotation, biological process: G protein-coupled receptor signaling pathway. Gene Ontology annotation, molecular function: G protein-coupled receptor activity; olfactory receptor activity.